This is a messenger RNA of Verticillium dahliae VdLs.17, 1349 nucleotides long. RefSeq lists its product as uncharacterized. The transcript has 4 exons. Bases 1 to 1143 code for a protein of 380 amino acids. The record is from RefSeq and is a predicted model, not a curated record. NCBI's taxonomy places the organism in Eukaryota, Fungi, Ascomycota, Sordariomycetes, Glomerellales, Plectosphaerellaceae.
AUGGCUCCGCCUCUCAGACCAAUCUUACCGCUGUCGUCACCGUGCUGCUCAGUUCGCCAUGAGGAGCCCUGUGAUGAUGUUGGGAACAGUCCCAGUCCGAGGAAGAGGCGCAAGGCUAUCGACGUCGCUUGCGAACGAUGUCGCACCAAAAAGAGUGCCGUCAGUGCCCUCCUACCUGCCUCAAGACAUGCGCAGUGCACAUAUCGAUCCAGCAAGCAGAAAGUCGAGGAAUACGAGACCGAGAUUGAAGCUUUGCAGUGCAAGCUCCGGCAUCAUGAAGAACUCGUGAAACGCCUAAGAGCCUUGCCAGAGGACGAGGCCGUCGAAUCGCUCCGUUGUCUGCGUUCCAUGUCCGACAGCGCCGGCUUGCCCUCCCUCAGCCCCCGUACACCCUCACCCUCACUGUUGGCUGUGCCUCAGAAAUUGGCACCAUCUACAUACCUUGACCUUGAAUCCGACUUCGAUCUGAGAAGUCCUUAUUUAUCGACAUGUCCUGAUCCACUCGGCGGUUCUUUGAAUAUUCAAGCGGCCUCGCCAUCCUCACCCGAUUUGUCUUCAUGUGAAACCAGCAUCACGCAGAAAAGCUCUACCGCAGUUGACUCAAAGUCACCGCAGAUACAUCCUCCACAAGUAAAUACACAAAUAGUGGACGUGAUACGCGACGCCCCUCACGCCGAGGUAAAUGCCAUGCUCCAUUGCGAUCCUCGCUUGACCGACUUGGACGUCACAUACUGGACCAACGUCCCGAUGAGCAAUAUCUUCGCUGCCGCCAUGUUGACGGCAUACAUACAAUGGCACCACCCAUUUUCUGCAAUGUUUGACGAAAACCUCUUUCUCGAUGAUCUCGUUCACCAUCGCCACCAGUUUUGCUCCUCGUUCCUUGUUGCUGCGGUACUGUUAACAGCUUGCCAACAGGACGCUGCAUUCAAUGCAAGGUCCUUCGAGUAUAUCCCAGAUUUGGCCUUUGAGUGCGAAAUGUCGUGGCGGUCAGAACGACAUCAACCAUCCUCGCUAACAUUAGCCGCUUCGCAGCUCUUCACGAGUAGCUGCACACUGCGAGGACAGAACUCACUCCUCAUGGAGCUGCUUUCGGACGAAAAUCACGCGGCUGCCAUGUUUGAAUCAAGCAACCAUGAUGCAUAGCCAAACAUACUUGACGCCGCCGCCAAGUAUCGAUCACUGGGCGAAAGUCCCAAAUCCUAAGCUGCAUGAGAGGGCGCAGCUACAACAGCAUAGCUGGUGAGGUCUGGAAAGCCUUGCAACGCACUCAGCUUCCUCUUCAGAUCCACCGUUUUUCUAAGAACGAAAUUGUAUUCAAAGGCUCAAAAAGCUAAAAAUAUCAAGAUUAA